Molecule: messenger RNA, 1118 nt
Organism: Odobenus rosmarus divergens (Pacific walrus)
Lineage: Eukaryota; Metazoa; Chordata; Mammalia; Carnivora; Odobenidae
Gene: STX18
Product: syntaxin 18
Exons: 11
Coding region: 78-1085 (335 amino acids)
Biological process (GO): retrograde vesicle-mediated transport, Golgi to endoplasmic reticulum; intracellular protein transport
Cellular component (GO): membrane; endoplasmic reticulum; SNARE complex
Molecular function (GO): SNAP receptor activity
Source: RefSeq, a predicted model, not a curated record
CAGCGGCCGGGCGCACGCCGCGGUCGCAAGCUGCUGACGUGGGCCGGCCGGGAAGUGGACCGGGGGUGUGGGUCGCUAUGGCGGUGGAUAUCACGCUGCUGUUCCGGGCCAGCGUCAAGACCGUGAAGACGCGCAACAAAGCACUGGGAGUGGCAGUGGGCGGCGGGGUCGAUGGCAGCCGCGACGAGCUGUUUCGCCGGAGCCCCCGGCCCAAGGGCGACUUCUCCAGCCGGGCGCGGGAAGUGAUUUCACACAUUGGCAAACUGAGAGAUUUUCUUUUGGAACACAGGAAAGAUUAUAUUAAUGCUUAUAGCCAUGUCAUGUCUGAAUAUGGAAGGAUGACAGACACAGAGCGAGACCAGAUAGACCAGGACGCGCAGACGUUCAUGAGGACCUGCUCUGAAGCAAUUCAGCAGCUGAGAACUCAAGCGCACAAGGAGAUGCCCUCCCAGCAAGUGAAGGAGCACAGGAGCGUGGUUCUGGAUUUCAUCGAAGAUUACUUAAAAAGAGUAUGUAAACUUUACUCAGAACAGAGAGCCAUCCGAGUUAAACGAGUGGUGGAUAAGAAAAGACUAUCUAAGCUGGAACCAGAACCAAAUACAAAGACGAGAGAAUCCAUGUCUUCUGAGAAAGUUUCACAGAAUCCUUCACAAGACUCUGAAGAAAAACCUGUCACUGAAGAACAUCCAGAGAAGGUUCCAGCUGAAUCGCAACCUGAACUGGGCACCUGGGGAGAUGGCAAAGGUGACGAUGAAUUAUCUCCAGAAGAAAUACAAAUGUUUGAACAAGAAAACCAGCGCCUAAUCGGUGAAAUGAACAGCCUGUUUGAUGAAGUGAGGCAAAUCGAAGGGAGAGUGGUUGAAAUUUCCAGACUCCAAGAGAUAUUCACAGAGAAGGUUUUACAACAGGAAGCCGAGAUCGACAGCAUUCACCAGUUAGUUGUCGGAGCAACCGAGAAUAUCAAGGAGGGUAAUGAAGACAUCAGAGAGGCCAUUAAAAACAACGCCGGCUUCCGCGUGUGGGUCCUCUUCUUCCUGGUGAUGUGCUCCUUCUCCCUGCUCUUCCUGGACUGGUACGACGGCUAGCCUGUCCUCGCUGCUCCUGGCAGACGGCGCGCC